AUGACAUUACAUACAAUUAUUAUUGAUAAAAAGUUGAAGCCUGUUGAAACAACUUUCGAACGCAUUCAAUCGAAUGAAACAGUGGAAAAUAGUUGGUGGUAUUUUGCACCAAACAAUUUCUUCGAUGAAGAACGGUAUGGAUUUAAUGAUACAACUUCAAUGUACACAAUUAUCAAUGGAUGUUAUACCAAUCCGUCAUCGAAUGCGAUCCUCGAUAUGUUUCUCUGGGCAUAUUAUCGACAUUAUGACGUUUUUUUAUCACUGGAUGAUAUGUGAGUAUUAGAAAGCAAAUUUUCAACAACGAACAAAGUGGAAUCAAUUCUUUCCACGACAUGUAUUAUGUUUAUUUUCAAUUCAUAUUUUGAUUAUGAUCUUCGAUAUGAGUCGUGUGGAAUUCGUCAAGUAUAUUUUAUGGGUACACCGGAUGAUUGGAUAUCUCGUCGUGAUAAGACACAACAGUUGAAAGCAUUUAGUAAUGAUAGAUUUCAUGGACAUGUCGAUGGAAUAUUACCGAUCUUUGAUCAAUUUAUUGAAACUUAA
Messenger RNA from Adineta ricciae, 540 nucleotides. The record is from the annotation of a GenBank genome assembly. Lineage: Eukaryota; Metazoa; Rotifera; Eurotatoria; Adinetida; Adinetidae.